This is a messenger RNA of Solenopsis invicta (red fire ant), 1052 nucleotides long. RefSeq names its product elongation of very long chain fatty acids protein AAEL008004-like. Gene Ontology annotation, cellular component: endoplasmic reticulum membrane. NCBI's taxonomy places the organism in Eukaryota, Metazoa, Arthropoda, Insecta, Hymenoptera, Formicidae. The record is from RefSeq and is a predicted model, not a curated record. The transcript is spliced from 4 exons. Gene Ontology annotation, biological process: sphingolipid biosynthetic process; very long-chain fatty acid biosynthetic process; fatty acid elongation, monounsaturated fatty acid. Gene Ontology annotation, molecular function: fatty acid elongase activity. Bases 182 to 958 code for a protein of 258 amino acids.
CAGAAGCAAAAAAACCAAGUGACUGAAGUCCUUCAGUACCAGUGUUACUGCAGCUUACAGUGCGUUCACAUCUGUUGUGACCGAAGAGUUUGUGACAAGGAAUAUAAAGAGGUGGGCCUACGACUCAUCCCCUUUGUGAGGAAAGUAACGAUUCAAAGACGAUACAGGGCAAUUAUCUAUCAUGGAUUUCUUACAAAACAUGGUAUAUUAUUGGACAAAAGAGCUCGAUCCAAGAGUAGCCGAUCUAUUGUUCGUCGAUUCUGCUUAUCAAAUACCACUUAUAAUAUUUGCAUAUCUGUACUUCGUGGUCGUCUAUGGGCCUAAAUUCAUGAAGAACAAGCCGCCAUACAAAUUAAAGACUUUUAUACAAUUGUAUAAUAUUAUUCAAAUUUUCCUAAAUACGUGGUUAAUUUACGAAUCAACUGAUGCAGGUUUAUUCACGAACAAGAUAAUAUGUCUCGGUCCUGAUUAUUCUUACAAUUAUAAUGCAAUGAGGAUUACUAGAUGUGUAUGGAUUUAUUUAUUGCUAAAAAUAUUUGAUUUGGUCGAAACAGUCUUAUUUGUAUUAAGAAAAAAAGACAAUCAGGUAUCUGGUUUGCAUUUGUACCAUCACGUCUCUAGUGUACUUAUAGUGUGGUUAUGUGUAAGAUAUUUGAAUACUACUUUCAUCGGAAUUAUUGGCGUAAUCAACUGCUUAAUACACGUGAUAAUGUAUACGUAUUACUUCCUGGCAGCCUGUGGACCGAUCGUCCAAAAAACUAUUGCACCUAUAAAACGAUGGAUAACUACAGCACAAAUGAUACAAUUUAUCGUGGUGCUAUUAUACGUAUCGCAUCCAUUGAUACUAUGUAACAAAAUCACACGUAUUUGGUUCACCAUAAUGCUUAUUAUACAUUUAUUAAUAAACUUUUUCAAUUUCCAUAAUUUCUAUGUAAGAUCAUACAAGAAAAAUCAGUAAAAAUGUAUAAAAUCUUUAAAUUGCUCCAAUUAUAAAAAGAAUAUGUUGCUCUUUGAAAUAACUCCUGUACUACUUUUAACAAAUAAAAUGCAAG